Bombina bombina (fire-bellied toad) is the source of this 862-nucleotide messenger RNA. It is a transcript of the gene CRYBA2, whose product is annotated as crystallin beta A2. The record is from RefSeq and is a predicted model, not a curated record. The transcript has 4 exons. Gene Ontology annotation, biological process: visual perception; lens development in camera-type eye. Gene Ontology annotation, molecular function: structural constituent of eye lens. Bases 147 to 737 code for a protein of 196 amino acids. Lineage: Eukaryota; Metazoa; Chordata; Amphibia; Anura; Bombinatoridae.
UAGAUUUACAAAAGCUCUCCAGAGUCAUUUUGAUCUAUAUGAAUUAUAAAUAUAAUUGUUUUGAUGUAUUUCUUUAAAUCCCCAAUAUUUUGUGCUUCUUUAUUCUUCAGACAGGGAAAAUUUAUUUCCUACUUUAUAGGAGCAAAAUGACCAGCCAGCCCAUGGAGACCUUGGGGCAAUGGAAAGUGACAGUAUGGGAGGAGGAGAACUUUCAAGGGAAGCGUUGUGAGUUUCUUAUAGAAUGUUCCAACAUAAUGGAGCGAGGAUUCCGCAGGAUUCGAUCUAUUAAGGUGGAGAAUGGCCCAUGGGUUGGAUAUGAGUACCCAGAGUUCCAAGGACAACAGUUCAUCCUUGAGAAGGGAGAUUACCCUCGCUGGGAAGCAUGGAGUGGUAACAGUGGCUACAGAACUGAACACCUUCUCUCUUUCCGCCCUGUCAAAUGUGCUAACCACAGUGACAGCAAAGUGACCCUCUAUGAGGGGGAAAACUUCCAGGGCCGUAAGUUUGAGCUUUCCGACGAUUACCCCUCAUUGCAAGCUAUGGGGUGGUGCUCCAAGGAGGUAGCUUCAGUCAAAGUUAACUCUGGCGGCUGGGUCGCAUACCAGUAUCCUGGAUACAGAGGGUACCAGUAUGUACUGGAGCGAGACAGACACAAUGGAGAGUACAGAACCUAUAAUGAAUAUAGCACUCAGGCUCACACUAACCAGAUCCAGUCCAUCCGCAGGAUCCAGCACUAAGGACAGAAGUCAGUCACAAGACAAUUUACUGACCAUCAGUUACAAACCCCUGUUGUGCAGUGACUAGACCUGGCCCUUGGUAUGAACACAGCCAUAUUCACUGCAAGAAUAAAGGCAUCUUUCAU